Messenger RNA from Malus domestica (apple), 1539 nucleotides. RefSeq names its product protein DOWNY MILDEW RESISTANCE 6-like. The record is from RefSeq and is a predicted model, not a curated record. NCBI's taxonomy places the organism in Eukaryota, Viridiplantae, Streptophyta, Magnoliopsida, Rosales, Rosaceae.
UGCAAUAUCACUUACUAAGCUGUGCAACUUCCUAGAACUUGCUCCAAAUUAAGCUUAGCAGCUGGAGAGGAUGCAGAUUUUUUAUUGCUGUCUUUGUCUCCCCCUUCAAACUUAAUACCGAAACAUGGAUACAAAAGUACUCUCCUCCGGAGUCAUAUACACCAACUUGCCGGAAAGCUAUGUCAGACCAGAAUCCGACCGGCCUCGCUUGUCCGAAGUCUCUGAAUGCGAAAACAUUCCCGUUAUUGACCUGGCUUCUCCCAACAGAGCCCAAACCGUGCAGCAAGUUGGCGAUGCCUGCAAAUAUUAUGGUUUUUUUCAGGUUAUUAACCAUGGGGUGUCAACGGAAGGAGUGGAAAAAAUGGUAGGGGUGGCCAAUGAGUUUUUUAACCUUCCUGUGGAGGAAAAAUUGAAGCUGUACUCAGAUGACCCCUCAAAAACCAUGAGACUUUCAACAAGUUUUAAUGUAAAGAAGGAGAAGGUUCAUAACUGGAGAGAUUAUCUUCGCCUCCAUUGCUAUCCUUUGGACAAGUACGUUCCUGAGUGGCCCUCCAAUCCUUCGUCCUUCAGGGACACUGUGGGUAAUUACUGUAGAGAGGUUCGAGAACUCGGAUACAGAUUAGAGGAAUUAGUAUCAGAAAGUUUAGGGCUGGAGAAAGAUUACAUAAGGAGCACAUUGGGCGAGCAAGGACAGCACAUGGCGGUCAACUUUUACCCGCCAUGUCCGCAGCCCGAGCUGACUUACGGGCUGCCGGCCCACACCGACCCAAAUGCCCUAACAAUUCUGCUCCAAGACCUUGGAGUUGCUGGCCUUCAAGUUCUCAAAGAUGGCAAAUGGGUUGCUGUCAAUCCCCAACCUAAUGCCUUUGUCAUUAACAUUGGUGACCAAUUACAGGCUCUAAGUAAUGGGAUUUACAAGAGUGUGUGGCAUCGGGCCAUUACCAAUACUGAAAGACCAAGGCUCUCAGUAGCUUCAUUCUUCUGCCCACAAGACGAUGCUCUAAUAAGCCCAGCAAAAGCUCUCACAGAGGAUGGAUCUGCAGCCAUAUAUAGGGGAUACACCUACACUGAGUAUUAUAAGAAGUUUUGGACUCGGGACUUGGAGAAAGACCAUUGUUUGGACCUUUUCAGGACUCAGCAGCUGCCCUAGCCUCAUCAAAUGAGAGAUUUUUCAAUGUGACUAUCACACGAGGUGGUACACCAUGUGUCUCUAUAUAAAUGGUGAAUUAUGUGUGUUAAAAGGUUAAUAACUUAAAAAAUAAAAUUUAUAUCAUUUGCAUAAAAACACAUGGUGUACCAUCCGUAUUCCCGUCACAACUAAAAAUUUCUCUCAUCAAACAUAUAUGCGUUUGUUUAUUCAAAGACGCACAAAACUCGUAAUAUAUUUGUUGCUUAUCAAAUUAUGGCUUCUCAUGGCAGGUUGGAAUGCUUCUGUAAUUUUGUUGAUUUAAUUUCUUGAUCAUAGUAUCAGUUUGAAUGAACAUCGUGAAAAAUAAUUUCCCAGCUUCGUCAUGAAUAAUAAUGUCCGUCAUUUUAUUA